Messenger RNA from Mesorhabditis belari, 207 nucleotides. The record is from the annotation of a GenBank genome assembly. Lineage: Eukaryota; Metazoa; Nematoda; Chromadorea; Rhabditida; Rhabditidae.
AUGAAAUAUUUACUCCUAUCAAUAUUUCUUUUAAUCAAAUCGGCUAAUGGAAUCUCGAUAAAACAGUGGAAAUCAGAAGUGAAGAAUCGUUUCAGCAGUCAUCCACAAAUGUCACUGAGUCAGCUUUAUUGGUUCAAAUUUCUCCGAGCAUUGGGAAACCGUGUCACGGAAGUGAUGGUAUGCAAUUUCAAUCGUCAAUUUGUAGCU